Hemiscyllium ocellatum (epaulette shark) is the source of this 2964-nucleotide messenger RNA. It is a transcript of the gene taf6, whose product is annotated as TAF6 RNA polymerase II, TATA box binding protein (TBP)-associated factor. The record is from RefSeq and is a predicted model, not a curated record. Gene Ontology annotation, molecular function: protein heterodimerization activity; RNA polymerase II general transcription initiation factor activity; transcription coactivator activity. NCBI's taxonomy places the organism in Eukaryota, Metazoa, Chordata, Chondrichthyes, Orectolobiformes, Hemiscylliidae. Gene Ontology annotation, biological process: transcription initiation at RNA polymerase II promoter; RNA polymerase II preinitiation complex assembly. The coding region runs from base 98 to 2185 and encodes 695 amino acids. Gene Ontology annotation, cellular component: transcription factor TFIID complex; SLIK (SAGA-like) complex; SAGA complex. The transcript has 16 exons.
GGGAGACAUAAACUGUGUCGAGGGAGAGAGCCCACUGUUCCCUCUCGGCCACCUCCCUCAGCAGCAGCUUCUCUGGGCUGUAUGAUGGGAGGUGAGCAUGGCCAAUGAGAAGAAACUGAAGAUCAGCAACACGCUGCUUCCCACCGAGUCGAUGAAAGUCAUCGCCGAGUCCAUAGGAAUCUCCCAGCUUUCGGAGGAUACUUGCCAAAGCUUGACUGAGGAGGUCAGCUACAGGAUCAAAGAGCUGGCCCAGGAUGCUCUGAAGUACAUGUACCAUGGGAAGCGGAAGAAGCUAACGACAGUGGACAUCGACUGUGCUCUGAAGCUGAAAAAUGUGGAGCCGCUGUACGGGUUCCACGCCCAGGAGUUCAUUCCCUUCCGGUACGCCAGCGGGGGCGGGCGCGAGCUCCACUUCUACGAGGAGAAGGAGGUGGACCUCAGCGACAUCAUCAACACGCCCCUCCCGCGGGUGCCGCUGGACGUCUGCCUCAAAGCUCACUGGCUCAGUAUAGAGGGAAUCCAACCUGCGAUCCCAGAGAAUCCACCACCCGCCCCGAAAGAGCAGCAGAAGGUCGAGUCGACGGAACCCUUGAAGGUCAUCAAGCCAGGCCAGGAGGAGGAAGGACAAGGGAAGGGCAAAGGUCAAGGGGCUUCAGCCACGGAUGGCAAAGGUAAAGAUAAAAAGAAGUCUCUGCUGGAUGGGGCCGUACUGAAACUCAAACCGAGGACCACACACGAGCUGUCGGUGGAGCAGCAGCUGUACUACAAGGAGAUAACAGAGGCCUGUGUGGGCUCCUGUGAGGCUAAGCGUGCGGAGGCGCUGCAGAGCAUAGCCACUGACCCAGGCCUGUACCAGAUGUUACCCAGAUUCAGCACCUUCAUAUCGGAAGGGGUAAAACAAGUGCGGGUGAACGUGGUACAAAACAACCUGGCCUUGCUGAUCUACCUGAUGCGGAUGGUGAAGGCAUUGAUGGACAAUCCUACCCUGUACCUGGAGAAAUACCUCCACGAGCUGAUCCCCGCAGUGGUGACCUGCAUCGUCAGCCGCCAACUCUGCCUGCGCCCGGACGUGGACAACCACUGGGCGCUCCGGGACUUUGCCGCCCGCCUCAUGGCACAGAUCUGCAAGAACUUCAGCACCACCACCAACAACAUCCAGUCGCGUAUCACCAAAACCUUCACCAAGAGUUGGCUGGAUGACAAGACCCCCUGGACGACCAGGUACGGCUGCAUCGCAGGAUUAGCCGAGCUCAGCCACGACGUGAUAAAGACCCUGAUCAUCCAGAGGCUGCAGGUUGAAGGGGAGCGAAUCCGAGCUGUACUCGAGGGACCUGUCGUCAGUAACAUCGACAAGAUCGGAGCGGAUCACGUCCAGAGUCUCUUACUGAAACACUGCGCGCCGGUCGUGGCGAAGAUCCGGUCUCCUCCGGACAACCAGGAGUCCUACAAGAUGGACUACGGGUACCUGGGCCCCAUGCUGUGUACCCACGUAGUGAAGGCCCGUGCCCAGGCAGCGAUGCAGGCCCAGCAAGUGAACCGGACCACCCUGACCAUCACGCAGCCUCGGUCCACGCUGACCAUCUCGCAGUCCCCGCAAACGUCGCGGGCUCCCAGCAUCAUCAAGGUGCCCAGCUCCAUCACGCUGCCCAUGCAGACCCUAGUCUCUGCCCGGCCGUCCACCCCGACCCAGGCAUCGCCCCCAGCCACCAAGUUCAUCAUGAUGUCUUCGGCGUCCGGCUCGUCCAGCACGCAGCAGCCCAGACCCACGCUGACGAUCUCCCAGAGCCCCCAGUCGUCACAGCCCUCCACCAGCCCCAGCAUCUUCAAGGUCCCCAGCUCCAUCACGCUGCCAAUGCAGACCCUGCUCACCCGGCCCUCCACCCCAACCCAGUCGUCCCCGUCUCCAACCAACUACAUUGUGAUGUCCUCCAGCUCGACCUCCCCCAGCACUCAGCAGGUGAUCACACUGAGGACAACUCCAUGUGGGUCAGGCAGUACGUCACCGGUCACCACCACAGUGGCCAGCAUUCAGCCGAUUGUCAAGUUGGUGUCUACCUCUCAGACUGCGCCCAGCAGCACCGUGACUGGCAGCACCCAGAAAUAUAUCGUGGUCUCGCUGCCCUCCACCUCCGAAAGCAAGAGCCAGUCCAGUAACAGCUCCUUACAACAGCACUCGCCCAAGUGAGGGAGGGAGGGAGGGAGUGUUUUCGGGGAGACGGGGGAAGAAGGCAACGAAGCAAUGGUUUGCCUGGCUCCCCCCUGCCGUGACAGACUCGCCUCGGUCUGCUCCCCCCGGCAGCUUCUCUCUCUCCCCUCCCCCAGCGCUGACUGACGGGGAGUGGGCGGCAAUGCCGGUGGGAGCAGUGAGGGAGUCUCCGAGCUGCGCGUGGGGCUGAGGGGAGCGGGGCCCACACUGGGAGGUAAAUGAAGCUGCCCAUCCCAGUUACCCACUCUUCCUGCCUGUCUGCCUGUGUGUGUGCACCUGUCUGCCUGUAUGUGUUCGCCUGUCUGCCUGUGUGUAUGUGUACGCGCCUGUGUGUGUGCGCGCGCGCCUGUCUGCCUGUGUGUGUGCACGCGCGCCUGUCUGCCUGUGUGUGUGCGUGCCUGUAUGUGUGAGCGCACCUGUCUGCCUGUGUGCGCGUGCGCGGCUGUCUGCCUGUGUUGCACGCGCGCGGGCGCCUGUCUGCCUGUGUGCGUGCGCGCCUGUCUGCCUGUGUGUGUGUGCCUGUCUGUCUGCCAGUGUGCACUCGCGCGUCUAUGUGUGCACGCCUGUCUGCUUGUGUGCGGGUGCCUGUGUUUGAACCCGUGUAUGUCUGCCUGCCUGCCUGUGUGAGAGAGAGGGGCAGGAGGUAUAGAUUGGGAGGUAGGUGGCCGGUGAUGAAUGACGUCCGGUAGAUUAUUUCCCGCAGCCCGGAUUGGCAAUGACUGAACAUUGCUGACGCUGCCCCCGCUGUGCUGUGUACA